GUUACACAAGCGAACCACCCAGGAUUUUGUAACAUAAGCAUUUGAGAUUGACUCUGAAUUACCAAAGGCGUCAGAUCUUCUGAGUUGCACACCAGCUUUUCAGACAUUCUGGAUAAUCCAUCGAGUCAGGCUGGACCGUUUUUGUCUUUACAUCUCAUUACGCAAAAGCAUCAAAUACGGUUACUUUUCUGAAAUAAGGAGAUUCUGUCAAAGUAUUUCACUGGAUGAAAUUAUAUCCAAAAACUAAACAGACGGACAGAUUCAGAUUAUCUUCUCUGGCGAAACGUAUCUCAUUUUCUUUUCUGAUCUUAAGCGCGCGUCUUUUUGAAGCUCGGAUUCAGCCGCGUAUUUGGCUACAUUGACUUGGAACUAAGAAGACAUGGAGUUGACUUCGGUCAUCUUGACGACGGGUGGCUCGGCCUGCUUCUUUAAAUUAGUAAACUGUGGAAUUAGCAAACUCUCUAUGCCAGAGAGUGCAUGUAGAAACGCGUGGAAAUGGAGAAACAUCUCCACCUCUUUCUUUCACAGCCUCAUAACAGGGAUAUGGGCUGUACUUUGCUUUUACUUGCACCCGCGGAUGGCAGAAGACUUGAUUGCAACCUAUUCCGUUUUCUCCCAUGCUCUGGUAUCUGUAUCAAUUGGUUAUUUCAUCUAUGACUUCUUUGACAUGGUCCUAAACCAAAAACUCAGCCAGUCAUGGGAGCUCCUUUUCCAUCACUGUGUGGUGAUCACCUGUUUUGGGAUCUCUGUGUUCAGCUGCCGCUACGUGGGCUUUGCGGUGGUGGCCCUGCUGGUGGAGAUCAACUCUGUCUUCCUGCACCUGCGCCAGGUGCUUCGCAUGGCCAACCUGGCCAAGACCACCGCCUACCGUGUCAACAGCAUGCUCAAUCUGGCCACCUAUAUGGUCUUCCGCAUCGCCACGCUGGCGUGGAUGACCCGCUGGCUGGUGCUCAACCGCGACAACGUGCCCCUGGUCAGCUACACCGUGGGCAGCGUGGGCCUGGCAAUCAUGACCGCCAUGAACAUCGUGCUCUUCUACCGUCUCACACACAGUGACUUCCUCAAGGGCAGCCGCGAGGGAAAGAAGGAGAAGGAGACAUAGGAGGAUGUGGGUGGUGGUGGUAGUAGUAGUGGUGGUGAUAUGGCGCCAUCUAGUGGCCGUGUCUACCAGGUGCCUGCUUCUACCCAUCCAGCGCUGUACAAAUCAUCCCUCCCUCCCUCCCAGGCGUCCCCUACCUACCUCCCAUUCCAUCCCUCCAAGAACCCUCAGCAGUUACAUGACAGAUGACAAGUCAUCUAGCAGGCUUGGAGCCUCUCCUAAAUCAUGUUUGAUGCUUCUGCCUGCCCUGUCAUCUUGAAGGAAUUAAUGAACAGCUCGUUAAGGGGUCUAUACCAUGGUGUGGGAUGGACUCUAAUGAGCAUUUAAACCAAUCAUGUCUUAAAAGAAAUGAGGUAAAGUCAGCAGUAAAAAACAAGUCAAUUCUUAGUCCUGUUGCCUUGAAUACACCUGUAAUGAAUGGUUCACUGACAGCUCUUACUGAAAUGAACACUAUAUGAAAUGAAUAGAUAUUAUUUGGUUCAGUGCCUACAUAUUGCUUAUUCCCCCUGCCAUUUCCCUUCACUGAAAACUUUACAUGAAUUAUACUCAAAUACACAUUAUUUUACUUUAAUGAUUCAAUUCAAUUUAAAUUUAAAUACUACCAAUCCCCUUAAGUACUUACAUCUGCUACCUCAAACACAUGUAGCAACUGCUUUUCCAUUUUCCCACACUUUCCUUUUUGUGUAAAAUUCUUUCUUUCUUUCUGAAGACUGUAACCUGUGAGAAUUUCUACAAAAGUAUCUCUCUUUUGGUUUGGCAAUUUGACACAGCCAAUUUUGAAGUGACCACUGGAAACUAGCUGCCUGAUUAUUGAAGUGAUUUGUCUUUGUGCGCUUCCCUGUCUUUGGUCACGCUUGCUCGUCCGUGUGAGAACGGACAACAAUCUGACCAUUGAACCGACAGGCAGAGAAACGGAGAAAUGCCUCCUGUUUCAGAGGUCCUAUUGUGUCGAGAAGUUUUUCAAAUCUAAAUGCUGGAGCUGUACUGGUUACCCUAACUAUAGUGGCUAUUAUGGCUACCACUGGAAACCGGAGGAGGUUGUGAUUCUCCCUGCGAUAAUGACCACAAGCGAUGCCAGGUCGUAAAGCUGGACAGCAAGCUAAACAAAGAAAGAUGAAAGCAGACGUGAUGAUCUUCUGUUAAACAGAUACAGUCUGUAGGUGGCGCCCUCCGUACAUACUAAUACAAAGUGACCUCAUAACAGUCUCAGCCAAGAUAUCUGUGGCCAUGCAGUAGACCUAAUGCCUAAUGUGCUCUAAAAAUUUUGUAACAAUGCUUUUUU
Alosa sapidissima (American shad) is the source of this 2381-nucleotide messenger RNA. It is a transcript of the gene tlcd2, whose product is annotated as TLC domain containing 2. Gene Ontology annotation, cellular component: plasma membrane. The transcript is spliced from 4 exons. The record is from RefSeq and is a predicted model, not a curated record. The coding region runs from base 380 to 1102 and encodes 240 amino acids. NCBI's taxonomy places the organism in Eukaryota, Metazoa, Chordata, Actinopteri, Clupeiformes, Clupeidae. Gene Ontology annotation, biological process: phospholipid homeostasis; plasma membrane organization; membrane assembly.